AUGCUGAUCAUUGAUUUGAUAGGUGCCGGUGUUCGUUGUCGGUGCUACGAGCUCUUCAAGAAAACCUACCCCGAUUCUUAUCAGGACAUCCUCGAUACCUACAAGGAACUCAACAUGCUGUCCGAUGCUCCUCAAACGAUUGCGCAGCGCACGCAAACAUUCCAGAAGCUCUACAGGAGGGUAGGAAGUAUUCUUGAUGGAGCUGCAGCCAGGCAAGGUUUUGAGGCCGCUCUCAUUAUGUGUGGUAAUAUCGUCAAUGAAGACUCAUCACUUGGCCAUGUUCACAUGACACCCGGUGCUGGUGGCUUCUUUGAGAAGCGCUGCCGAGCCAGUAAUGAUGCCAUCAUUGGGCAUAUGAAAGCCCAUGUAUACAACACCACCUCGCUUGCUGCUGUGGAACAGGCCUUCAAGGCCACCGAAGGCGAUCGAGAGCAGGCACCAAUAGAGGUCUUGGAUGUGAGCUCAUCUGAGGCAGCAGACCUUGGUGGCAAGUUCGCAGAUAGACCCUUCCCAUGGAUCUUGAUGGCCAGUUCACUCACAAAUGAUCAUCUACGCAUCGAGGGGUAUCCCGCGCACUUGAGUUUGAUGCCAGGAGAGUCUCACAAUACUAAUUCACGAAGUAAAGGUGUUGCAGGACUUACACAACAUGAGGUCAAUGUGCUCGCUCAUGCAUUGAAGGCGAAGACAAUGCGUGUUGUCAAAGUAACAAAUGCUACCAAAGAGCCUGUCAUCAUUGGCGAGGCACCUCCUGUAGGCUCUCCCUUUCCAAAUACGAGGCGGAUGUUUGUCAACGGAACUUUUGAUUAUAAUGGCCCUCCACGCCUUCAAUCCAGCUCUGCCGCAACCAGGAAGAAGAAGCCAAAGGUCGCCUCAUCAUCUCGCACCCAGGAUGAUGAUGGAGAUGUCGCAUCCAUGGACUCCACGACUACCAUACGUCCCAAAUCCAAUUUACGUCUCAAAGUAGUUGUACCUCCAUCACGUCCCUUCAAGCUUGUGAAGCGCCCCCCCUACCAAACCAGUGCCAACUCCAAUACAGGUCUUAUCCAGUCCAGAUGGUGUCAACGAGCCUGGUGCUGA
Suillus discolor is the source of this 1077-nucleotide messenger RNA. RefSeq lists its product as uncharacterized. Bases 1 to 1077 code for a protein of 358 amino acids. The record is from RefSeq and is a predicted model, not a curated record. Lineage: Eukaryota; Fungi; Basidiomycota; Agaricomycetes; Boletales; Suillaceae. The transcript has 5 exons.